UUUCUCUCCAUUCUUUGCUGUUUGCGACCAAUUCCACCUCCGGCUCUGCACCCGCCCAAACAAAACAUCUCCGCAUCAAUUGCCACAUCCACCACAGCAAUCAUGACAGUCCCCGAGCGCAAAUGGUGGAAAGAUGGCGUUGUCUACCAGAUCUACCCCGCCAGCUUCAAAGACACCAACGGUGACGGAAUCGGAGACUUGAACGGCAUCCUCGAGGAACUCGACUACAUCAAAUCAAUUGGCGUUGACACCAUAUGGAUUUGCCCCAUGUACGACUCUCCCCAGGUAGACAUGGGAUACGACAUCAGCGAUUACGAGAAAGUGUACCCCCCAUACGGCACAGUCCAAGACAUGGAGAACCUCAUCGCAGAGACACACAAGAGAGGAAUGCGCAUGGUCCUCGACUUGGUAGUCAACCACACUUCGGACCAGCACGCCUGGUUCAAAGAAUCCCGCUCCUCAAAGACCAACCCCAAGCGCGACUGGUACAUCUGGCGUCCCGCCCGCUAUGUCAACGGCGAGCGCAAACCCCCCAACAACUGGCUCGGCAAUUUCGGCGGCAGCGUCUGGCAAUGGGAUCCCUUGACCGAAGAAUACUACCUCCACCUCUUCUGCCCUGAACAACCCGACCUCAACUGGGAAAACCCGGAAACCCGCGCUGCAAUCUACAAAUCCGCCAUGGAGUUCUGGCUGGAGCGUGGUGUGGACGGCUUCCGCGUUGAUACCGUGAACAUGUAUAGUAAGGGCGAUAUGCGGGACGCACCUAUCACGGACGAGGGGAGUGAGUGGCAGUUUGCGGGACUACAGUACUGCAACGGUCCUCGCAUGGCGGAGUUUUUGGGCGAGAUGAACCAGGUUCUCGAGAAGUACGAUGCCAUGACUGUCGGCGAGUGUCCCAAUACCCCAGACACAUCCCGCGUCAUUCAAUACGUAUCUGCCAAGGAAAAGCAACUCAACAUGGUGUUUCAAUUCGACGUCGUGGACAUCGGACAGGGGCCUUACAAGUUCCAAACCACACCCAAGAACUACAAACUGUCAGAGUUCAAGGCCGCGAUUGACAGGACGCAGAGUCUCAUCAAGGGAACGGAUGCUUGGACUACCGUUUUCCUAGAGAACCACGACCAGGCCAGGUCGAUCACGCGCUUUACGUCUGAUAAACCCGAACAUAGAGUCGCAGGCGGGAAGAUGCUGGCGCUCAUGAUGUGCGCGCUUUCGGGGACUCUCUUCAUAUAUCAAGGUCAGGAGAUCGGCAUGACAAAUUUUGGACUUGAUUGGGACAUGAGCGAGUAUAAAGACGUCGACUCUUCAAACUAUUAUAAGAUGGUAGAUCAACGCUCAUCCUCCUCCCCAUCCGCUCUUGUCUCUGCGAAAGCGUCCCUCCAACACCUUGCCCGCGAUCACGCCCGUGUCCCCUUCUCAUGGUCUACCGCGCCUUACAACGGUUUCUCGCCUCCUUCAUCUACCGCAAAACCCUGGAUGCGAGCCCUCGAUGAUGCAGCGACGUGCAACGCCGCCCAACAACAGAAAGAUCCGAACUCUGUGCUCGCGUUCUGGAAGAAGAUGUUGAGUGUGAGGAGAGAGUAUAAAGAUUUGCUUGUUCAUGGUCAAUUUGAGGAUCUGGAUCCAAGUGAUGAGGAUUUUUUCGUCUUUGAGAAGACGUGGGGAGGAAAGAAAGUUGUUGCCAUUUGCCAUUUCGGGGAAGGACAAGAGGUCAAGUAUGGGAGGUUUGGGGAGAUCGUUGGGGGGAAGAGGGAAUUACUUGUUAGCUCUUCUGGCGGUGAUGGGAAUGAAGAGAAGUUUGGCGCGUUCGAGGGAAGGAUUUACUUGGUUGGAUGA
Periconia digitata is the source of this 1836-nucleotide messenger RNA. The record is from the annotation of a GenBank genome assembly. NCBI's taxonomy places the organism in Eukaryota, Fungi, Ascomycota, Dothideomycetes, Pleosporales, Periconiaceae.